UGGUAUUGUUGAGCGCGCGCGAGAAGAAGCUCCAUUCGUUUGCACUGCUGUAGUGUAGGUCUGUUGAGCAGAGUGCGCGGUAGUGAGCGUUGGGGAAAUUGAAAAUUUGGUUGUGUUUGGUGUAUACAUGGCUGUUAGAAGGGGACACAUAAGGUAUCUAAAGGUUUGUGAGGUGCAGAACCAGGGUAACGACAGAGAUUUGCAGCAGCUUAGCAAGGGUGCCAGCAUGAAGGACGCUUAUGACAUCUCGAACGGUUUUGAGAGCCACAUGGGAGAUGAGCCAAAAGAUGCUAAAACGAACCUCAUAGUCAAUUACCUGCCGCAGAACAUGUCGCAGGAUGAGCUGCGCAGUCUGUUCAGCAGCAUCGGUGAGGUGGAGUCUGCCAAACUUAUUCGGGACAAAAUGGGAGGCCACAGUUUAGGGUACGGAUUUGUUAACUAUAUUAACCCUAGUGAUGCAGAAAGGGCAAUCAGUACUCUCAAUGGGCUGAGACUACAGUCUAAAACUAUCAAGGUCUCUUUUGCCAGGCCAAGCUCUGACACAAUAAAAGAUGCCAAUCUUUACAUUAGUGGCCUGCCCAAGACCAUGACACAGAAAGAUGUGGAAGAUUUGUUUACCCAGUAUGGACGCAUCAUAAACUCGAGGGUGUUGGUUGACCAGGCUUCAGGCUUGUCGCGUGGCGUCGCCUUCAUUCGGUUUGACAAAAGAAUGGAAGCAGAAGAUGCCAUCAAAGGCCUGAAUGGUCAGAAGCCCCCUGGAGCAUCUGAGCCCAUCACAGUGAAGUUUGCAGCGAAUCCCAACCAGGCAAAGAACUCUCAGCUGCUGUCCCAGUUCUAUCACACGCAGUCUCGACGCUUUGGAGGCCCAGUGCAUCACCAGACGCAGAGGUUCAGGUUCUCACCAAUGAGUGUCGACCACAUGAGUAGUGUUUCUAGCAUGAACGUGGCCGGGAACUCGACCUCCGGCUGGUGUAUUUUCAUUUAUAAUCUGGGUCAAGAUUGUGAUGAAGGCCUACUGUGGCAGAUGUUCGGGCCAUUCGGCGCAGUCACCAACGUUAAAGUCAUCCGCGACUUCAACACCAACAAAUGCCGAGGCUUUGGCUUUGUUACGAUGACCAAUUACGAAGAGGCAGCCAUGGCAAUCGCCAGCCUAAACGGAUACCGUCUGGGGGACAAGGUCUUGCAAGUCUCCUUCAAGACCACCAAGUCUCACAAGUAAAAGGACAAAGUAUUACUUUUGGGUUCUAAGAACUGUUUUUUGUCCUUUCCCUCCUACAUCCAUGAUUAUCAGAAUAAAAAAACAAAAAUUACUAAUGUAACUUUGUUCAAAUAAAUAGGUUGGUAGUAUUGAAUUAAACUAACCUGCUCAGAAGAGUGGGCUACAUGGCCUAACACUCACUCACAUCUUCAUAUGUUUAAAUAGUUUUGGUAGUGUUUCUCAUCAUUAGUUAAUCAGUAUGAUGCUACGAAGCAUCAAACUCUGAGUAGAUGUUACAUUGGGUCAUAUUGCAGUAUGUAUUGUAUUUCCCAUCACCGUUUCAUAGUGUCGCGUUUGCUGCGAUUGAAUUUUUAAUUUGUGGUGGUUGCGUCCUUGAGUCAGCAAGACAACUCUGGCUGAUUGACCCAGAUGACGGUUGAGGUCGCAUCUCUGCGGCUCCAUAAUUUUAUUCUGAAUAUAAACACGAUUCCACCAUUUUAAGAUCUCGAAUCAUUCAAUUUGCUUUGCUAAUGUGACUCGUUUUAGAAACGGAGCGCGUGCAGACCUUUUUGUAAAUAUUCAUUCAACCACCCAUGUAUCCCACAAGUAAUCUAUCUGAAGUGAUUUAAGUUUGAAGGACCAAAGAAGCUGGAGGGAGUACGCCUUAUUUUCCUGAUUUUAUGCAAAUCUGUUUGAAGACUUUUUGCCGUAGUAGUUUAUUUUGCAGUGAAUGUAUUGAUUUUGUUUGGGAUUCCCAAUUUUUUUUUUUUAUGAAAAACCGCUUGUGUUACUAUAAACACAACUUUUCUGGGUCAAUUUUUUUUUUUUUUUUUUUUUAAUCAAGUGUAAGGCAACUCUCCCAAAGUGGAAUUGGUCACCGUUUCAUUGAGAAUGUAUGACAGCACUUGUCCUCACACAAGCUGUUUUAGCAUUUAUGUAGUUUGGUGGGGGGGGGAAGCCGUUCUUUUAUUGUCAGUAAUUCCUUGUUUUUCUACUUGUUUUGUAACGUAGUCUGCAACUUACAAACUGUACAUAUUUUGCCAUGCUUGGUGUGCAAUUCAGCUUAGUAUAAUGAAUAACCCUGAAUAGUAUACAGAAUAUUAAACAUUUAUUGAUGUAUUAUUAUUUUUUUUUAUUUUUUUGUUUACGAUCACAGUAGACAGUGACGCCUGUCUAGUGUAGGUGUUGAAUUCAUUUCUAUGUUUAUUUUUCCAUCAUAUGCAUGUUCAUUUGAUGUUGCUUAGCUGUAGCUUUGACCUCACGCAGUGUGUUUCACAUCUGUCUACUUCAUCAGAAGUAUGCUCUGAGCUCUUGUGGUAUAGAUCUUUUUAUGUAUUUACAAAUAAACACCAUUUGUUGUAAAUGA
Molecule: messenger RNA, 2564 nt
Organism: Neoarius graeffei (lesser salmon catfish)
Lineage: Eukaryota; Metazoa; Chordata; Actinopteri; Siluriformes; Ariidae
Gene: elavl1b
Product: ELAV like RNA binding protein 1b
Exons: 8
Coding region: 128-1219 (363 amino acids)
Cellular component (GO): ribonucleoprotein complex
Molecular function (GO): RNA binding
Source: RefSeq, a predicted model, not a curated record